AUGCCGAAGAAAUUCUACGGGGAAAAUACGAAAGCAAUAGCAGCAAGAGCUCGCAAAGAAGCUGCAAAGAGAGACGAAGCAGCGAAGAAGAAGAAAGCUGAAGAAGAUGCAUACUGGCAGGAUGAUGAUAAGAACAUUAUCCGGAAACAAAGGAAAGAAGAAGCAGAACGCAAACGUACGGAAGCCUUACAGAGAAAACAUGAAAAUCGGUUAGCACAUGAUGAGGAAAUGAAAGCACUUUCGGGGAAAGCAGCCAGACCAUCCAAGAUUACACAAACAGCAAUUGAAGCAAAUAAGCGUGCUGAAGAAGAACGAAGACGUGAAGAAGAAAGAGAACGCAUGUUGAAAGAACAGCGUUUAGAAGCCAAAGAAGAGGAAAUUGAAGAAAAUGUUAACCAGCUGGAGAUAGAAGGUGAAACUGCUCGCACUGUCACAGAAGCAAUUAACAUAUUGUCUAUAAGCAAACCAACUAUCGACCGCCAUCCCGAAAAAAGAGUAAAAGCCGCCUACCAGGAAUUCGAAAAAAAAAUGUUACCACGUUUAAGAGAAGAAUAUCCCACAUAUCGCCUCUCACAGCUGAAGCAGAUUUGUUUUAUAAUGGUGAAAGUUUGGCUUGCUGAAUCCGGGUCUGACUGUAUACUGCGUUCAUUUAGUCUGGAGAAGUAUGUGAAGGAAAUAUUAGAUGACUUCGUGAGUGAUCCAGAAAGGCGCUCAAAAUGUUGUUUGGUAUUUCUUGGGAAAGUAUUGGCAGAAGAUGUAAGACUAAGCGAUGUGAGAAAUAUGGAAGACAAGUACACAUUACAUGUCAUGGUCCGUUCUACAUCGGAUCCUAUGCCAAAGUUGCAGUUGGAUAACAAAAAAUUGCAGGAGUGUAGGGAGAAAUUUCAAUUCCUAAGAGCUUCCAAACGAGGUCGCGAAAAGAUAAUAGAUGAAAUGAGUAAAGACGAUUUCGUGGAAGGUCUGCUAAAAGAAUUCCCACUUCUGAAGAAGGAUCGAAUGGCACUAAUAGUGGCUAAAGAUUUCAUUCUCUCGGGCGCUAUGAUUAUAGGAAAACAGAACACGGAGGAAGCCUUUCUUCAGGAUCAUCCGAUAUUAGUAGAUGUAAUACACUAUUGGUUACGUGGCAUUACUGUACCACCCAAGAUGUCCCAUUCCGGUUCAAGCGCUUCUAUAUCAGACAAUCCGACGCCAUCUUCUGGACAAAGUGGUUAUGCACCCAUCGUAACUCCACAAAUGUUGCAAGAGGUAUGGCUUACCGUUGAAGAUGUCGCAGUUGCGCAAGCAAUGAGAAAUGUGGGAGGAGGUGGAACUAAUCAAGGACUCUCGUCGUCUUCGACAUCAUCUUCUCGAAACUCACAUCAUUUUCCUGGUACACUUUCAACAUCUGGGUCUACACAAUAUACUUCGCAGUUGGCCCAGUUAGCUGAUUUUGGUUUCAUAAACACCGAAGAAAAUAGACGGAUUCUUGAAGAAACUGGUGGUAAUGUUGAACAAGCACUAGAACUAUUGAUUGCUUUGCGGGAAUCAGUUAUGGGUUUGGGAAAUAAUUAG
This is a messenger RNA of Acanthocheilonema viteae, 1551 nucleotides long. NCBI's taxonomy places the organism in Eukaryota, Metazoa, Nematoda, Chromadorea, Rhabditida, Onchocercidae. The record is from the annotation of a GenBank genome assembly.